AUGAACAAUGGCAAUGAUAGGAUACCCAAUCCUUACCAGAAACAAUUCUCCAAUCAACAACAAUACUCACAACAAAUACCAUCACAACAACAGCAGCAGCAAUUUCCCACAGGAAGGGAUCUUUGGCAGGGCCAAUCUAUCAGAAAUCAACCUCAAUUGCAUGUUCAACAGCAUCCGGUAGUGAAUAAAAAACGGAUGACCGGGAACACUUUGUCUACAACGGGUACCAUGCAUGGAAAGACUCCCAUGUUGAUGGCAAAUAAUGACGUUUUUUCCAUAGAACCUUAUAAGGCGAGGAAGGAUAGUGCUAGGGUAUCUGUGAUUGAAAAAUAUGAGAUCAUUGGAUAUAUUGCAGCAGGGACAUAUGGGAAAGUCUACAAGGCCAAAAGAAGUAAUUCCAUUGAUGUUAUGGACAAUAACACUAUAAUACCGUCCAAUUCUACAGACAGUUCAACGACUGAAAGUUCUUUAUUUAAUCAGAAUACAGAAAAUACUAUGAUUCCAGAUCAAAUACGAUCAACCCAGCAACAACUUCUAAAAUCUGGUUCCCACUCUAUAGAAAAUGAUAAAAUUAUGAACAUGAAUAACACUGAUAACAAUACAACUAAUAAUGGUAAUAACAACAUUAACACAAUAUUGACCCAGAAAAAUGGUACGUCUGUUAGGAAGAAGGUAUCAUCCACGUACUAUGCUAUAAAGAAAUUUAAAACAGAGAAAGAAGGUGUAGAACAAUUGCAUUAUACAGGGAUUUCUCAAAGUGCGUGUAGAGAAAUGGCUUUGUGCAGAGAGCUUAACAAUAAACAUUUGACCCAAUUAGUGGAAAUAUUUCUUGAGAGGAAAAGCAUCUACAUGGUUUAUGAAUUUGCCGAAUAUGAUUUAUUACAGAUAAUUCAUUUUCAUUCCCAUCCAGAAAAGAGGAUGAUACCGCCGAUGAUGGUGAGAUCUAUCAUGUGGCAAAUACUAGAUGGUGUAUCAUAUUUACACCAAAAUUGGGUUCUCCAUCGAGAUUUAAAGCCUGCCAAUAUUAUGGUAACAUUAGAUGGAUGUGUGAAAAUUGGGGAUUUAGGUCUCGCAAGAAAGUUCUAUAACAUGUUGCAAACACUUUACACUGGUGAUAAAGUCGUUGUAACCAUUUGGUAUAGAGCACCAGAACUAUUACUUGGAGCAAGGCAUUAUACUCCGGCCAUAGACCAAUGGGCUGUCGGUUGUAUUUUUGCAGAAUUAAUAGGUUUACAACCUCUUUUCAAGGGAGAAGAAGCCAAGAUGGAUGCUAAGAAGGGAGUUCCAUUUCAAGCAAAUCAAAUGAAAAAAAUCUUACAGGUAUUAGGUAGCCCAACUCAGAAAAAUUGGCCCAACCUGCAAAAAUACCCUGAAUAUGAACAACUGUCAAAGUUUCCAAAGUUUAAGGAUAAGUUACCAGGGUGGUAUCAUUCAGCAGGUGGGCGGGACAAAGAUACUCUUGAUUUACUUUAUAGACUAUUAAGUUAUGAUCCAAUCCAGAGAAUUGAUGCUCUUGAUGCACUGGACCAUCCUUACUUUACCAAUGGUGACUCACCUGUUUGCGAAAAUGUUUUCGAGGGGUUGAACUAUAAAUAUCCAGCCAGAAGAAUCCAUACUAAUGAUAAUGACAUUAUAAAUUUGGGAAUUCAUAGAAAUAAACAUACUUCGCAACAAACUCAAUCAAACCCUACUAACACAUCUACCUCUACGACAUUAGGGGGACUGGGUGUGAAUAGAAGAAUCUUAGCUGCGGCUGCCGCCGCAGCUGCAGCUGUUUCACAACCAGGCUCCAGAACUACAGAACCAGCAAGGAAAAGAAGAAGGUAA
Naumovozyma castellii is the source of this 1827-nucleotide messenger RNA. It is a transcript of the gene SSN3, whose product is annotated as cyclin-dependent serine/threonine protein kinase SSN3. The record is from RefSeq and is a predicted model, not a curated record. NCBI's taxonomy places the organism in Eukaryota, Fungi, Ascomycota, Saccharomycetes, Saccharomycetales, Saccharomycetaceae. The transcript has a single exon. The coding region runs from base 1 to 1827 and encodes 608 amino acids.